AUGACUAUCACCCUGUACGAUGUGUCUGCUCUUCUCCAUCUUCCCACAGGGUCGAGGUUCUACACUCCGGGCAGAGGGGAGCGAGACGAGGUUGCAGCGCUUUGCGCCCAGCUCCUGGGAGGAUCUGUUGCUGCUUAUCUGGCUGAGUUUGAGGCGGCGGGUGGCCAGAACAUUCGGUUCAUUACUCUGAAGACCAUGUACACGUCUGCUAUGGAUGGGGGACGCUAUGAGGAUGCUGCUAGGAUCUGGCUGGUGAACCAGCUUGGUGCCACCCUCUUUGCCAGCAAGAGUGGUGGUUACCACACUACUGUCUACUGGAUCGGGAUGCUUGAGGACCUCGGUCGCGUGUCGGAGUACGCGUGGGGUGCGAUUGCGCUGGCUUCGUUGUACGAACAGCUGAGUCGUGCAUCCCGCAGGAAGACAGCGCAGAUCGGUGGGUUCACCUCCCUCGUGCUGUCAUGGGCGUAUGAGUACAUAUCCACCAGCGUCAUUAUCAGGACGGAGGUCCCCGGCUACACACAGGACCAGCCUAGGGCGCAGCGGUGGUCCACGUCUCGGAUCGCGCAUUCCGGACUCGAUGAGAGACGAGUCAUGCUCGAUGAGCUUACAGUGGAUGAUAUCACAUGGACCCCUUUUGAGGACCAUCGAGAUGUUCGACCGCGGGAUCCCAGGGCCCUCUAUUCCGGCUACAUCCGGACACCUUACGGCCGGUCUGUGAGCCGACAUCUACCAGAGCGGGUUAUGCGCCAGUUUGGCUUCAUACAGGACAUCCCUCGACACCCCUCUGAGAUCCAGACGACGGGGUCCCUUGCUGAGACCACAGAUGCUGCCUAUGCUGAGUUUGAGCCGCACCUCCGCCCUCAGGGGAUACCUGCUACAUAUCCGGGAGAGGCGGUGGAGGGUUACAUGAGGUGGUAUAGCAGAGUGUCACAUGUGUUCAUCAUCCCUGAGGAUAGGAGGGAGGAGCUUAGUGCCGUGUCUGCCAUACGUAGGGGUGUGGAGUUGUUGGAGCAGUCCCUGGAGGUGCCAGGUGCUCUUGCUCCAGGGACACAGCCCCGGAUCCUCACGGAGAGGGCGCUCGAUCUCUUUCGACGGAGUUCCUUCGUUGGUACCCAGGGAGUUGCCUUUUCUGCUAUUCGAGGAGCCGCAGCUGCGGGAGGCAGAGCUCGUGGAGGCAGAGCUCGUGGAGGCAGACCCCGUGGAGGCGGAGCUCGUGGAGGCAGAGCUCGUGGAGAGGGUGAUCCUGGAGAGGGUGUUCGUGGAGGUCGAGCUCGUGGACCCAGAGGUCGCAGGGGGCGGGGUCGGGGAGAGUGAUUUUAUUACACUUGUUAUGUGGGAUCCAUUAUUAUGUAUAUGUUAGGACUUUUUAUGUUAUGUUAUGACUCUUGCCUCGUUUUAUUUACAUGUGUUAUAUUUUUAGUCUUAA
Messenger RNA from Lotus japonicus, 1426 nucleotides. Its product is annotated as protein MAINTENANCE OF MERISTEMS-like. NCBI's taxonomy places the organism in Eukaryota, Viridiplantae, Streptophyta, Magnoliopsida, Fabales, Fabaceae. The transcript has 3 exons. The record is from RefSeq and is a predicted model, not a curated record. The coding region runs from base 1 to 1314 and encodes 437 amino acids.